Molecule: messenger RNA, 792 nt
Organism: Penicillium bovifimosum
Lineage: Eukaryota; Fungi; Ascomycota; Eurotiomycetes; Eurotiales; Aspergillaceae
Exons: 1
Coding region: 1-792 (263 amino acids)
Source: RefSeq, a predicted model, not a curated record
AUGUCUUCGUCGAUAUUGCAUCAGUGCCCGCACUGUGGUCAUGUCUCCGAUAUCUCCAACGCCCUGGCAGCCUUCAUCGAGAACCCCCACUGUAAACAGGUAGUUUCUGCAUUCUUCAUCCUGUCCCAAGGAAUCCUGACCAGGAGCAUCUAUAUACAGUGCGGCCUGUCUGCUUCUGAAAGCGACUCGAAAAUGCAAGACGAACUAGCAGCACUGUUUGAUAGACAAAUGAGUAUGGCACAGCUGCAUCCCGCCAAUAUAGAGUCCAUGUCCAUGACCAUCCCCCCUCAAGAGCCUGCGCCUCCCGCAUACAGCAUCACGCAGCUCUACCAGUCUGCUCAAAGAGUCGCGGAGCAGCCGUCAAGCGUCGAUGUACUGAGAUAUCACGGUCUGGACCCGAGUACCCUUACCCCGGAGCAGUGUGGACUGUUUGAGAAUGCUGGUGCGGAACAGAGACAGCGGUUGAUACAGACGUGGCUGCUGUACUCGCAGUUAGGGAAUGAGGCUAGUGUGAAUGAUUCUGCUAUAGAUGAUUCUACUAUGGAUGCUGGGGGCGAUGGGAAUGAGUAUGCCGAGCCGUACAUGGUGUCCGGGUACCGGUCGGUUCCUAAGCAGGCGGCUCAUAUUCCCACGGAGCCUACUACUGGGGAGACCUAUAUGGGCUCGAAAGAUCCUGUGUAUCAGGGACAGGGUUGGUGGGAAUUGGCCAAGGCGGGGCCUGUGGAAUCACAGUAUGGUGCUUUUGAAGAGACGAUGAGGUAUUACCCUAGCUGUGGUGUGUACCGCUACUAG